Strongylocentrotus purpuratus (purple sea urchin) is the source of this 885-nucleotide messenger RNA. RefSeq lists its product as uncharacterized. Gene Ontology annotation, biological process: signal transduction. The record is from RefSeq and is a predicted model, not a curated record. The transcript has 4 exons. The coding region runs from base 52 to 885 and encodes 277 amino acids. Lineage: Eukaryota; Metazoa; Echinodermata; Echinoidea; Camarodonta; Strongylocentrotidae.
GAUCUGACGGAGAAUUCCCAUGGUAAAAAUGAAAAGCUCCGCAAUGCCUGUAUGGGCGCUCUCUUCGAGAUCUACGAAUCCAAACUUCCCGAAGGCCUGACGCACAGGAAAACAGAUGUCGAGUCACAGCAGAGGGCGCCGUCGGGCAGUGUGAAGUCCAGUGGACACAUCAUGCUCAGCUAUAAAUGGGAACACCCGUCCCAAUCUGUGAUGCGAGAGUUCAAGAAACAGCUGCGCAAAAGAGGUUACAACGUGUGGAUGGAUGAAGACCACAUGAUGGGUGAUAAGAUCGGUGCCAUGGCAGAAGCCGUAGAGAAUGCCGUUAUGGUCAUAGCUUGUAUCACACGUGGUUACCAAGAUAGUCAAGACUGCCGUACAGAAGCGUCUUAUGCUUACGAAUGCAAGAAGAAGAUCAUCCCUGUGAAGGUAAGUAAUGACUUCAAAGCUUCUGGUUGGCUAGGUGGUAUCACGGCAGGGAAGAUCUACUACAUCGUUCAGCAAGCCGAGCUUGUCUCCGAGGUACUCUCCAGCAUCAUCGAAAAAGAAUUUGCAGUGCAGAAAGAAGUCGCAGUGCAGAAAGAAACGGUCCAGAACGUGAACGCUGCUCCCGGUAUGUCCCUCGUCCCAAGAGCAAGUACCAAAGCCACCUCAAGUGGAAUCUCAAGUACCGGAUGGGAUUCCAAGAAGGUCCAGCGUUGGCUGGCAGCUAACAACGUCACACCACGUAAGAAAGCUUUGAAAACACUCAAUGGAACCCAAUUGCUGCAACUAAAAAAACAACUGAUCACAGCCCCACAAUCUUUCUACCAGUCAAUGAAAGACGAUCUUAAGGUCCCCUAUAUUGAUGUGCUUUCACUCGCUGCUGCUCUUGAAAAUCUACAUUAA